Molecule: messenger RNA, 408 nt
Organism: Pyricularia grisea
Lineage: Eukaryota; Fungi; Ascomycota; Sordariomycetes; Magnaporthales; Pyriculariaceae
Exons: 2
Coding region: 71-247 (58 amino acids)
Source: RefSeq, a predicted model, not a curated record
GAUAGUCUUCCACGUCGAGGCGUAUUUCUUUCUUUCUUUUCUUUUUUUUGCGCUGAUAGCCUUUUCAUUAAUGUUUACACCCAUUCAGCGCCGCUUGAUGAGAUAUAUCGCCGCCGACCCGAUCGCUUUCACAUAUACUGUUUUUUUUGCGCCCUUCAAAUCUCUUUUUAGACUGCUAACGCGUCUGGCCACCGCCAAUGCCCUCUCGGAUCUGAUAUGCUCCUGCUCAUCAACACUCUGGCUUUGAUCUCUUCCGUUUACCCUUGUCCAUAAUUCGUUCCAGAUCCUCCUUGGUGUCCUCAUUGCUUGCCGCCGGGUCGGCAGUUACGGAAUUACCGGAUAGAGCUGUGGAUCUUCAAAAGACCCCAAAGGAUGACUGUCCUGGUUUUUGACAAGUGGAGUUCUGGC